Molecule: messenger RNA, 1977 nt
Organism: Acanthosepion pharaonis
Lineage: Eukaryota; Metazoa; Mollusca; Cephalopoda; Sepiida; Sepiidae
Source: the annotation of a GenBank genome assembly
AUGUUCUUAUAUUUCUUGUCCGGAGUUGCCUGCGAUGAAUCGGACAAGUUCCAUCAUUAUCUAAUGAGUCUCAUCUUUCCGUUCAUAAGUUAUCAUCGCUUCGAUUUGGAGUCUUGCUCCUUCAAAGACAAGACAGCAACUAACUCCCAACUUUCUGUUCUUCCUUUAUUUCUUCUAUACUUUUUUCCCUUCUUCUUUUCUCCCUCCCUUACUUUUUCUAUUUUCUUUUCUCUUUAUUCUCUCUCUCCUCUCGCUCUUCCCCACUCUCACACAUACAAAGACACUUUUUAUCUUUCUUUAACUUCUAACUCUCACUUUCCUUUCUUUCUCCAAUCCUUUUUUUCCUCUUCUUCUCAUUCCCCUUUUACUAUGGUCCCGAGGCUGUUCUUUUCUCCGUCACUAUUCCCUCGGUUUUCUCUCCGUGUCCUUCAGCGAAAAUAUACGAAAAUAUACCCCAGCCACCAUCUUCCUACCAUCGUCUCCCAAGGAAAACCUGCCGCUCAGAGUCGAACCAAACAGCAAAAGGCUGCGAAAUCUUUAUUACUUGCAACAAUGCCAGACAUCCCCUCGCAAGAUUUCUCCUCGUCUCACUGCCCUUCACGAUUCGCUGCCAGAAUAGACCUCCAUUCAUCAACCGACCGGCUCUCUGUUUAUGUCGUUCUUUCUUUCUUCUUUCUUCCUUUUCUCUGUCUUUCUUUCUUUCUUUCUUUCUUUCUUUCUUUCUUUCUUUCUUUCUCAUUUCUGUCUUUCUUUUUAGCAGCCAUUACCACAUUGUUUCUAAUGUCAAGAAAUUUUCUUUCUUCAUUUCUACCUUUAUUCUUCCUUUCUUUCUCGUUUCAUUCUUUCUUUUUCUUUCUUUUUUUCUUUCUUCCUUUCUAUUCUCUCUCUCUCUCUCUCUCUCUCUCGUUCAUUCUUUCUUUCUUUCUUUCUUUCUUCUUUUCUUUCUUUCUAAGAAUUAUUACCACGUUGUUUCUAAUAUCAACAAAAAUUAUAGUUUUGUCAUUUCUUCCUUUAUUCUUCUUUUCUUUCUUGUUUUAUUUUCUUCUUUCUUUCUUUAAAUUUCUUUUUUCUUUCUUUCUUCCAUUCUAUUUCUCACUCUGUCUUUCCUUCUUUCUUUCUUUCUUUCUUUCUUUCUAUUUUUCCAUGUCUUUCAUUCAUUCAUUCUUUCUUUUUUUCUUUUUGUCUGUCUGUCUGUCGAUAUUUCUUUCUCACAACCAUUACCACGAUGUUUCUAAUAUCAACAAAAAUGUUGUUUUCUUUAAAAAAAUUUCUAUAGUUGUUUUCUUUUCUUUCUUUCUUUCUUCCUUUCUUUUCUUUCUUUCUUUCUUUGAUGCAGCCUCCAACUUUUUUCAUUUUUUCUUAAGGCAACAUAAAUUAUUCUUUUUCUUUCGUCCAUUUUUUUAUUUUUCAUUUAUUCUUUCUUCCUUAUUUUAUUUCUUUUUUUCCUCCUUUCUUUCUUUCUUUCUUUCUUUCUUUCUUUCUUUCUUUCUUUCUCAUUUAACCAUCAACCAUAUUUCUUUCUUCUUUUCUUUACCAUUUGAUCCGAGCCUUUCUUUCUUUCUUUCUUUCUUUCUUUCUUUCUUUCUUUCUUUCUUUCUUAUUUAUCCAUCGACCAUCUUUCUUUCUUUUUUUCUUUACCAUUUGAUCCCAGCCUUUCUUUCUUUCGCUUUUUCUUUCUGUUCUUUCUUUCUUUUUUCUUUCCCUCUUUCAUUUGUUGUAUUUGUCUUUCUUUUUUCGGUUUCCCUUUUUUCUUCCUUUAUUUUAUCCUUUCUUUCUUCUCUGUCUUAUUUUUUACUUUCUGACACGGCACCCAAAAUCGUUCAUUUGGUUCUUAAGUCAACAAAAAAAUGUUUGCGUUUUUCCUUUCAUUUUUCUUUCUUUUUUCUUUCAUUUCGCUUUCUUUCUUUCUUUCUUUCUUUCUUUCUUUCUUUCUUUCUUUCUUUGUUACAACCCCGAAGGCGUUCAUUUUGUUCUUAA